AGACUAACAGUCUAACAGACUCUUCCCCCUUAAUAAAAGUGAUAUUGCCACAAAACCAAAAGAGAAAAGCUUACAUAAAGUAGAAAAAAGGAGGCUCUUGGGUUUCUUUUCUUGCAGUCUCUGCUAAGCAUCUUUUCCUUACUUUUCCUUCUCUUCUUUAUUUUUGUUUUCAUUUCAUUUUCAUUUUUAUUUUUAUUUUUAUUUUUUACCACUCAUUCUUUCCUCCUUGUUGGAGAAUUUUUACUGGUUUUCCCCCUUGCUUUUGAUACCUACCAUCAUUUCCUUCUCUUCUUCAUCUAUAAUUUGCUCCUUGUUUUGAUGGAAUUUUCUUGGGUUCUCGUCUUUGGCAUUGUCUGUUUAGUCACAAAAAGUUGAAUUGCUUUUUUUACUAGUUUCUCAGAUUAGUUUUCCAUCUUGGCUUCUCUGUUUUGCUUUACAAUUUCCUUGGAAUUGGAUUUCUGGGAAUUCAUGAGCUGAUCUUUUCUGAGUUUUUUGGUGAUCAAUCGAGUUUUUCCUGAUAUAAUUCUCUGUGCCGAGUAUUUUUUUGUGUCUAAAAAAGAUUUCUUCAGCUGCAAGUUCUUAAAUUUAGCUUCUCCCUUUUCUCUUCUCCCUCCUAAUGCUCUAAAUUUGUAAACUUUUCCUUUUCAUUUUUUUUUUUUCAAUCAAACUUUCUGAGCUUUUGAUUUCCAUUUUUAAUUCUUCAAUUCCUUUUGCUUCUCUCUUUGGGUUUCUGAUUCCAUGGGACUCUGUCAUGGAAAACCCAUUGAAAACCCACACACCCAAUCGCAAAACAACAUAAUUCACAAUGAAAACGAGGCUGCACCGAAUUCCCAGACCAGCAAAUCUUCAAACUUUCCCUUUUACAGUCCCAGUCCUCUGCCCAGUCUCUUCAAGAACUCUCCCGCCAACUCAAGUGUGAGCUCAACUCCUUUGCGCAUUUUCAAGCGCCCAUUCCCUCCUCCAUCCCCGGCCAAGCACAUCCGGUCAUUGCUAGCUCGAAGACAUGGCUCAAUUAAGCCCAAUGAGGCCUCAAUCCCAGAAGGAAGCGAAUGUGAGGUUGGGCUGGAUAAGAACUUCGGAUUCUCCAAACAGUUUUUAGUCCAUUAUGAGCUUGGUGAAGAGGUGGGGCGUGGGCAUUUUGGUUAUACUUGCUCGGCAAAGGGGAAAAAGGGGAACUUGAAGGGCCAGGAUGUGGCUGUCAAGGUUAUUCCAAAAUCAAAGAUGACAACAGCAAUUGCUAUAGAAGAUGUAAGAAGAGAAGUGAAGAUACUACGUGCCCUAACAGGACAUAAGAACCUUGUGCAGUUCUAUGAUGCCUAUGAAGAUGAUGACAAUGUUUAUGCAGUGAUGGAAUUGUGCAAAGGAGGUGAACUAUUGGACAGAAUACUUUCAAGGGGUGGAAAAUAUUCAGAAGAAGAUGCAAAGGCAGUCAUGGUUCAGAUUUUGAAUGUGGUUGCUUUCUGUCAUCUUCAAGGUGUAGUUCACCGUGAUCUCAAGCCCGAGAAUUUUCUUUUUGUAUCAAAGGAUGAAAAUUCCACGUUGAAGGCAAUUGAUUUUGGACUCUCUGACUAUGUAAAGCCAGAUGAGAGAUUGAAUGAUAUUGUGGGAAGCGCAUAUUAUGUAGCUCCUGAAGUUCUACACAGGUCAUAUGGGACAGAAGCAGACAUGUGGAGUAUCGGUGUAAUUGCUUACAUCCUAUUAUGUGGAAGCAGGCCUUUUUGGGCCAGGACUGAAUCUGGAAUCUUCCGAGCUGUCCUCAAGGCUGAUCCAAGCUUUGAUGAAGCCCCUUGGCCGUCUUUAUCUUCUGAUGCAAGAGAUUUUGUAAAGAGGUUGUUGAACAAAGAUUACCGGAAGAGACUAACCGCUGCUCAGGCUCUGAGUCAUCCAUGGUUAGCCAAUUAUCAUGAUGUGAAGAUACCAAUGGAUAUGGUAGUAUACAAGCUUGUAAAAGCUUAUAUAUGCUCUUCCUCCCUACGGAAAUCAGCAUUAGGGGCUCUUGCCAAGACAUUAACAGUACCACAGCUAGCAUAUUUGCGGGACCAGUUUGCACUAUUGGGGCCAAACAAAAGCGGAUUCAUUUCUAUGCAGAACUUUAAGACACAGGGUGUGAUGAAAAACUCUACUGAUGCCAUGAAGGAUGCAAGGGUUAUAGAUUAUGUACACAUGAUUGGUUCCAUCCAAUACAGAAAGUUGGAUUUUGAAGAAUUCUGUGCAGCUGCCAUAAGUGUGCAUCAGCUGGAAGGAAUGGAGAGCUGGGAGCAACAUGCCAGGUGUGCUUAUGACAUAUUUGAAAAGGAGGGAAACAGACCAAUUAUGAUUGAGGAACUUGCAUCGGAGCUUGGACUUAGCCCAUCAGUUCCUGUGCACGUAGUUCUGCAGGACUGGAUCAGACACUCAGAUGGAAAGCUAAGUUUUUUGGGGUUUGUUAGACUUCUACAUGGUGUUUCAUCACGCACAUUUCAGAAAGCUUGAAAAGGAAGCCCUGACUACAUAGUCUGUUUUCUUCCGUCCUUCAUACUCUCCUUAGACCUAAGAUUAUCAAGAAUGGACAAAAUGCAUUCUCCAUUGGAAAUUUACUUGAAAAAGAAGCCACAGUAUGUGUUUUGUGUUUGGUCCAGAGGAGAGAUGGUAGCUGCAAGGCAGAAGAAGUUCUUGGUGAUGGAGAGGAGGCAAUUCAAAGCAUGUUCCAAAAGUCAGAAUUUGUUUUUGUCUUUUUUUGAAUUUAUUUUAAAAACUUACAUAAGGCCUUACUUCUCCCCCACCCUCCUUGUGAAGAAUGGUGAUGCUGUUGAAGUGUAGAGGAUUGUACAGAUGAGGGCAGCUGAAGAUGAAUCUGUAUUUAGGAUGAUUAGCAAAAUUAACUACUCCUAGCUUUUGACUGAAAGUGAGUUUUGUUUUUCUCUUUCGUCUCUUUGGGGUUAACAUUCCUCCAUACUUGGUCCACUACUUCUUAGUUUCUUAAUAAUGAAAUCAUCCAGAGUUCUGCUUCAGAAAA
Messenger RNA from Ziziphus jujuba (common jujube), 2995 nucleotides. RefSeq names its product CDPK-related kinase 7. Bases 739 to 2472 code for a protein of 577 amino acids. The record is from RefSeq and is a predicted model, not a curated record. Gene Ontology annotation, molecular function: calcium/calmodulin-dependent protein kinase activity; ATP binding; calcium-dependent protein serine/threonine kinase activity. Gene Ontology annotation, biological process: peptidyl-serine phosphorylation; protein autophosphorylation; intracellular signal transduction. Gene Ontology annotation, cellular component: nucleus; cytoplasm. The transcript is spliced from 11 exons. Lineage: Eukaryota; Viridiplantae; Streptophyta; Magnoliopsida; Rosales; Rhamnaceae.